AUGGCGGAGCGGAGGGUGUCUCGGUGGUACUUCGGGGGCCUGGCCUCCUGCGGGGCGGCCUGCUGCACACACCCGCUGGACCUGCUGAAGGUACAUCUGCAGACUCAGCAAGAGGUGAAGAAGAAAAUGACCGGAAUGGCAAUCACCGUGAUAAAGAAUGACGGCUUUCUUGCGCUAUACAAUGGCCUGAGCGCAUCCCUCUUCCGACAGAUCACAUACUCCAUGACCCGAUUUGCCAUCUAUGAGACUGUGCGAGACAAAAUGUCCCAGGACAGCAAGGUCCCCCUCCCAUUCUACCAGAAGGUUCUGCUGGGAGCAUUUGGCGGUUUUACAGGGGGCUUCAUGGGGACCCCGGCCGACAUGGUUAAUGUCAGAAUGCAAAAUGAUGUGAAACUUCCGGCCCACCUGAGACGCAACUAUGCUCACGCACUGGACGGCAUGUACAGAGUCCUCAAAGAAGAGGGAUUCCGGAGGCUUUUCUCGGGGGCUACCAUGGCAUCCAGCAGGGGGGCCCUCGUAACUGUGGGCCAGUUGGCGUGCUACGACCAGGCUAAGCAGCUAGUUCUGAACACCGGCGUCAUGUCUGAUAACAUUUUCACCCACUUUCUUGCCAGUUCAAUUGCAGGUGGAUGCGCUACAUUCCUUUGUCAGCCGCUGGAUGUCAUGAAGACGCGAAUGAUGAAUUCCAAGGGGGAGUACCGGGGAGUCGCCCAUUGUGCCAUGGAGACGGCAAGACUGGGACCAUCGGCCUUUUACAAGGGUCUUGUUCCGGCCGGUAUCAGGCUCGUCCCGCACACAGUCUUGACCUUCAUGUUCCUGGAACAGCUGCGGAAGUACUUCGGGAUCCGGGUCCCCGCCUAAUACUGGCAGCGGGGGGGGGGAGGGGGUCGUCGGGGGCCACCUUCUCCAUCUUCGAACUACUACUGAAAAGAACUUGAGGGCAACCGGUGCCGACGUUGGCAGAGCUGAUUUUUACGGCCAGCGUGCCAUUUCACGUUGCCGAGGCGGAAUCCCAGAUGGAUUUGACAACGGGACAUUGAAGGACAAAACUUUCCUAGCCAAUCGGUUCUAAGUAGUCAUGUGACCUCACAGGCAACCGUUCCAGGGGGGGGGGGGGCUGAAAA
Messenger RNA from Rana temporaria (common frog), 1124 nucleotides. It is a transcript of the gene SLC25A10, whose product is annotated as solute carrier family 25 member 10. The transcript is spliced from 11 exons. Bases 1 to 861 code for a protein of 286 amino acids. The record is from RefSeq and is a predicted model, not a curated record. Gene Ontology annotation, biological process: malate transmembrane transport; thiosulfate transport; oxaloacetate transport. Lineage: Eukaryota; Metazoa; Chordata; Amphibia; Anura; Ranidae. Gene Ontology annotation, molecular function: succinate transmembrane transporter activity; sulfate transmembrane transporter activity; antiporter activity.